AUGACAGGUGACAGACCAAAAUGGAAAGCACUUUUGUUAAAAGAAAAUGAAAGGUGCCAGUCUAGAGGAACUAAGCUCCCAUCAGAGACCUAUUUCAACGAAGACAUUCAGGCGCAGUGCUUGGAAUUGCAGUCGUCCGAGACCUUAGUCUUACUGCUCUUUCAAAUUGCAGAUGCAAAUGCCUUCACGUUCCUACAAGAGGCCAUAUUUGCAUCCAAGACAACGGAGAUUGACAAGCCACGAAAAGUCUCGAUGGAAAUGUCGACUGGGGAUCGCUUUAACAUCAUGGACAAAUUGGACGGAGAUAUUACCUUUAACGCUCUUUUGAAGCGCUAUCAUCUUAUGGAGCUUUUCAGGAAUUCUGGAGGCCGCGAGAGCGGAGGAAGUAUGGUGAUCAUUCCUGUCUAUGCAGACAGUAGUUUUCAAAGGCCCGGGAGAAAGGGAAACCCUAUUAGCAAUGCUUGCGCGGAUGUAACUCAAAGAAUGAUGACCGAGACAUUUCCUUCCCUAAGACCUGGCACAAGGGAAUACGAUUCCAAAAAAGUGAUAAUGAAACGAUACCGAGUGUUGGCAAGCCGUUUUCAGGUCUUUGUGGACAAGUUUGGCCUCGCGAUACUUUGCUUCAUUCAACCUUUCCAGGGAACAAGGGGACCCAGCUGGGGAAUAUCGGAUAACAAGAUCCGCGAAAUUAACGACACCAACCUGAAGGCUUUUAUUGACAUUCUGGAUCAGUCUCAGGGUGAUUAUUUACGCUCAGUUUGCAAGGCCGCCGAGCCGUUGUUGAGCUCCUUGAUCUAUACAAGCUCAUCCAAGGCAGCCGAAUUUCCUCUGGAGCGCAUUGAGACGGCGGACAUUCUCCAAUUGCCGAAGGGCUCUGAUGAUUUAUUGUUUCUACUACGAGAUGUUUCAAGAGAUGGCUCCACAUUUUGA
Molecule: messenger RNA, 930 nt
Organism: Penicillium cosmopolitanum
Lineage: Eukaryota; Fungi; Ascomycota; Eurotiomycetes; Eurotiales; Aspergillaceae
Exons: 2
Coding region: 1-930 (309 amino acids)
Source: RefSeq, a predicted model, not a curated record